GACAGACGACGACGACGACACCAACACAAAAAGAAAUCCGCCGAUGGAAAUCCUAGUCCCCAGCGCAUUGUUUUAAGGCCAGACGUGUCCACCCAUGCCCAGAAGAACGGAAAGAAUCAGCUUUGAUUAGAAAGAAUCUCCAGGUAUAUUCCUCGGCCGCAGUAAAAAAAAAAAAAAAAUUAAAAGAACAAAAUCGGAGAACGAGUAGAAGAAAAAACAAACAAACACAAAAAAAAAUAAUAAUUUCACACAAAGCAGCUUUCGAACUUUUUCUCUUUUUAAAGUAUAUAUUCUCAGUAAUUCCAUGGCUUGUCCCUUUCCUUUUUUAUUUUCUCAUUCGCUGCGUAUCGUUGCAACAGUAUUGUUUGGAGGAAGUGAGAAUCAAUUGCGUUGGCGGCCCACCGUAAGAAUUUUCAUUUCACUGAAAAUUCUUUGGCCACUUGCUUUAUAUUUCCCCCCUUUUUUUAAAGCACUGUUUGUUGAAGUGUGCGCUUUUUUUGCCCCCCCCCCCUUUUUUUUGAAAAUAUCGUGAACGUCUCUUAUUUUCAAUUGGCUAUGGACCGGUUGGGGAGGAUGAGAGAGUGUAAGAACUCCCGUGUUUCGUCUCUCAAUCUCACCUUCCGAGUUGGAUCAUAUCAAGCUAAUAUUCAAAAUAAAUUUUUUAAGUUCCCACACGAUAAGGAUCUUACCUUACGUUUCUCCUCCGGGCAACUUAUGCGUUGCCAUGCGAAGUAACAAGUUUAUUUGCUGUUUGAUGGGCGUCACCUAGGCAACCAUCGGUUUACUUACUGCGGGCUUUCGUCACAAGACUAAGGCCUUAGCUUAAGUUGGUCGAAGGAAAAAGUGAUUAGCUCUGCACUCCAUAUUUGCUCAAGUACUAAAUUACCCAACAGUCGUUCAGUUAUGGCUACUAAUCGUGCAGGUAAGCUGUUCAUAUCGCUCACUGUAUUUGUAGAGACUGUUAUUAGUAGUGGACUCUCAUGCUCGACGAUCGGUCAUAGUCCACUGGUAACGUAAUGACCAUGGCAAGUGAAAACCCAUCUGGCUCCACCUGCAGUAAAUAGUAGCACUACCUACCACUUGCACCCCACCACUACCUUCGAACCCAUUGGUUUUAUAUGUGUGAAUUGGAGCAUAUGCUGCGCUAUUCACAUGUAGCUGAGCCUAUACUUAUUUCUGUUUGCUGUAACACAUCAUCAACCAAAGGCCGGAUAUCAUUAGGUCCUUACCUACCGGUUGAUUGAUAGCGUGCUCAAGGUAUGAACAGGUAGAAUUCUAUUGAUUCUCAUGUCUCGGAAUACUGCCGCACUUAAUCCCCACGGAAAAGAAAUAAAAAUACUGGAACCCAUUUGGUCACCGGCGUCGCCUACGGCCCCUUGGAAAAACGUGAUGGGGACCUCUUAAAUCAACAGCGCACGUCAGCAAGAGAAGCAAAAAGAAAAUAUAAAAUUUUACCAAACUACGGCGCUUGAUCCCCCCUGGUCGUGAUGUGUGGUAUUAUAUCGGAUGACGUUCGAUAUUUCACGAAAGAGGGAUCUAAUACCAGUUCCGACAGUCCUUCUCAACACGUUCGAGUGGCGAGCACAACGUCAUUUACCAGAAAAGAUUUGCCAUGGCCGGAUGUUUGCUCCCGUACGAUCCGCUGGAACAUACCAACAUGUUCUCCAAAGCUGAAAGCGAGGAGAGCGACGAAGAAGACGGAACCGGCAACGUGACGCGAAUGGUAAUGAGACCUCCAGGACAUUCCGGAAAAGCCAAGAAAGGUCAUCUUUGCCUCGACGCUUCAUUUGAAUCUGGAAAUCUCGGUAGGGUGGACUACAUCAGCGAGUUUGAAUACGACCUCUAUGUUCGCUCAGAUUCUUGCAAUCCCCGUCACCGCUUUUGGUUCAAUUUUACCAUCGACAAUGUUCGCCUUGAUCAGAGGGUUAUUUUGAACAUUAUCAACUUUAGCAGAGAAUCCACAUUACUUAGCGCUGGGUUGACUCCGCUAAUCAAAUCCAUCACUCGACCCCAUUGGGAGAGAAUGCCGACAACGCAAGUUUUCUAUCACCAAUCUCCGCAUCAUGGCGACCGAUACAUCCUGAGCUUGGCCCUCAACUUUGACGUUGAAGAAGAUGUUUACCAAGUUGCUCUGACUUAUCCGUACUCUUUCUCUAAACUGCAAUUCUAUUUGGACUUAAUUGACGAACAUUUCCCAUCCAUUAUUCACCGUGAAAUCAUCGGCCACACAAUUCAAAACCGGCCUGUUGAUUUACUGACUAUCACCAACCAAGCAACGGAAAGCGACGAGGAAACGAAACCUCUCCGGAAGAAAACUGUUUUUAUUAUUUGUCGUUCGCAUCCGGGCGAAUCUCCUGCAUCGAUUGUUUGUCAAGGGCUGAUUGAUUUUCUCGUGAGUUCUGAACCUAUCGCCAGAGCUCUCCGGGAAUUUAUUGAAUUCAAAAUCAUUCCUAUGAUUAAUCCAGACGGCGUGUUUAACGGCAACGAAAGAUCAUCGAUGGUGGGCGCAGACUUAAAUAGGGUCUGGAAUGAUUAUUCAGAAUACUUCCAUCCGACCGUCAAAGCAGCAAUGGAUGCUAUUCGACACUUGGACGAACAACCGGAUUCAAAUUUGGAAUUCAUUUUGGAUUUACAUGCUCAUCAUUCCUUAUUGGGAACCUUUCUAUACGGCAAUUCCUACGACGACUUCCUGAGGUUCGAGCGGCAUUUGUUGUUUGGAAAAAUUUAUUCCCAGACGGUUGAGGACUUCUGCAUGGGAAACUGCAUGUACAAUAAGGACAACUUAAAGUCUGGCACGGCACGGAGGUUUUUGAGUCACACAGUGAAAGAACAUGUAAACGUCUACAGCUUUUUCAUAUCAAUGAUGGGUUUCCAAUUACCUAAUUCAUCCGAUAUUCUUCUCUAUGACGAAGAAGGAUAUCAGCGCGCUGGAAGAAAUAUGGCUAGAGCAUUAUUCGAAUAUUAUAAAAUUGUGGGUCACAUUCCAGCCAGUUACAUCCAGUCUCUUCUUCCGGCGCCUGGCCGGAAGAAAACCAAGUAUGAAGUUCAGUCUACCUACCGCAACUUUCGAUCUGAAGGGAAGCAACACGCGAGCCGGAUCGACGGGAAAGAGGGCGAGGAAGGAGAUGGUUCAGCUUUCGCUUCUUAUCGUCGAGCUAAUCGAUUGAUUCUUGAAAUUGAACCUUGUUUCACCCAAAAUCCUUCCUUCCGACCUUUCUUACGCAAACCUGUCACAAUUCAGGUUAAAGACUCGAUGGAUUCAAGAUCGACAACUCCUCUUUCCAAUGGCCAGUCGUCGUCUAGCGGAGGAAACUCAGAUCCGAAAGUACCAUCCAUUCCAAGUCUAUCCGUUAUCGAUUUCAGUAGCUUGACAAUGAGUCGGAAAGAACUGCGCCAACUUCAUAGGCGAAAUUCUCCUUCUAUUUAGUUCACUAUUUUGUAAUUGAUGAUGCAUAAGCUUUAUAGGUAGCAGUAAUGGAGACUUAGAGCUCUGUCUGUAUUCGACUACCGGUUAAGAAAUUUCAUUCUAUAAGAGAUUAAGAACAAUUACCAGCAUUAUAUUCUAGUUUAUUUGCCGUUCUAAUGUAUAUCCCAUCAGCUAAUGUUAACCGGACUGUCUAAUAA
Molecule: messenger RNA, 3624 nt
Organism: Daphnia pulicaria
Lineage: Eukaryota; Metazoa; Arthropoda; Branchiopoda; Diplostraca; Daphniidae
Product: cytosolic carboxypeptidase 6-like
Exons: 13
Coding region: 1613-3427 (604 amino acids)
Biological process (GO): proteolysis
Molecular function (GO): zinc ion binding; metallocarboxypeptidase activity
Source: RefSeq, a predicted model, not a curated record